GGUCCGUUAACCUUCAAGGACGUGGCCUUGGACUUCUCACUGGAGGAAUGGGAAUGUCUCAGUUUUGCUCAGAGGUCAUUGUACAUGGAUGUGAUGUUGGAGAAUUACAACAAUCUGUUGUUUGUGGAAAAUCAUUGCCUACGUGGAAAGUAUAGGAAGGUCUUGGAUCAAGACAGCCAGUACAUUGUCCAUGAACACAUGAAUAUUCAAGAGAAGUCUUCUAAAUGGGACAAGCUUAGCAAGGUGAUUCUUGAAUCCCCCCAAUGUACAUCUUACAAAACUAAUCACAGCUCUGAUGCUCUUCAAUUCUCGAACCAAAAAAGACUUAAGCCCAGGAACACUAAAGAAGUUUGCAAAUACAAUGACNCUGUAAACAGUGUGAGUUUGUUUUCUACCAUUAGUCUCAAUCAAGGAAUCCACAUGCAGAAGAAAAAACACAACCGAAAUGCAGACUCUGAGAAGGUUUUUGUUUCUAAACAUAAAGUCAAUGUGAAACAAAACAAUACUGGAGUGAACCCUUACAAAUGUAGUGAAUUUGACAAAUAUCUUACCCAGAGAGAAAAAUUACAAAGUCUGCAGAGAAUUUAUCAUGGAAAGAAACCUUACAAAAGUAGUAAAAGUGACAAAUGCUUUACCCAUCAGAUCCAUCUUAGUAUUCAUCAGCGAAUUCAUACAAAAGAGAAAGUUUACAAAUGUAGAGAAUGUGACAAAUGCUUUACCCACAAAUCCCAUCUUAAUAUUCAUCAGAGAAUUCAUACAGGAGAGAAACCUUACAAAUGUAGUGAAUGUGACAAAUGCUUUACCCGAAAAUUCCAUCUUAGUAUUCAUCAGAAAAUUCAUACAGGAGAGAAACCUUACAAGUGUAGUGAAUGUGACAAAUGCUUCACUCAAAAAUCGCAACUUAAUAUUCAUCAGAGAAUUCAUACAGGAGAGAACCCUUACAAAUGCAGUGAAUGUGACAAAUGCUUUACCCACAAAUCUAAUCUUAAUAAUCAUCAGAAAAUUCAUACAGGAGAGAAGAAACCUCACAAAUGUAGUGAAUGUGACAAAUGUUUUAAACACAAAUUCAGUUUUAGUAUGCAUCAGAGAAUUCAUACAGGAGAGAAACCUUACAAAUGUAGUGAAUGUGACAAAUGCUUUACCCACAAAUCUCAUCUUAGCAUUCAUCAGAGAAUUCAUACAGGAGAAAAACCUCACAAAUGCAGUGAAUGUGACAAAUGCUUUACCCACAAAUCCCAUCUUAAUAGUCAUCAGAGAAUUCAUACAGGAGAGAAACCUUACAAAUGCAGUGAAUGUGACAAAUGCUUUACUAAAAACGUCAGUCUGAGAAUUCAUCAGAGAAUUCAUACAGGAGAGAACCCUUACAAAUGCAGUGAAUGUGACAAAUGCUUUACCCACAAAUCCAAUCUUAUUAUUCAUCAGAGAAUUCAUACAGGAGAGAAACCUUACAAAUGUAGUGAAUGUGACAAAUGCUUUACCCACAAAUCCCAUCUUAAUAUUCAUCAAAGAAUUCAUACAGGAGAGAAACCUUACAAAUGCAGUGAAUGUGACAAAUGCUUUACCCGAAAAUUCCAUCUUAGUAUUCAUCAGAGAAUUCAUACAGGAGAGAACCCUUACAAAUGCAGCGAAUGUGACAAAUGCUUUACCCAAAAAUCCAAUCUUAAUAUUCAUCAGAGAAUUCAUACUGGAGAGAAACCUUAUAAAUGCAGUGAAUGUGACAAAUGCUUUACUGAAAAAGGCAGUCUGAGAAUUCAUCAGAGAAUUCAUACAGGAGAGAAACCUUACAAAUGCAGUGAAUGUGACAAAUGCUUUACCCGAAAAUUCCAUCUUAGGAUUCAUCAGAAAAUUCAUACAGGAGAGAAACCUUACAAAUAGUUUACAUGUGACAAAUACAAUACUGACAAUGUCAGUCUGAGAAAUCAUCAGUUACUUCAUACAGUAGAGAAUCUUUAUAAAUGAAGUGAACAAGACAAUCCUUUACCAAGAUAUAUCAUCUUAAAAUUCAUUAGAGAAUACUUAGAGAAGACAAACUUCAAAUAUAUUGUAGGUAUGAAUCCUUUCCUUUUGGCCUAGUUCCUAGACUGUAACAGUGAAUACUUACAGGCUAGAAACUUAACGCAUGCAUUGUAUGAAGAAAUAUCUUUGACUUCAUUUCAGGUCAGAGAAAACAUCUAAGAACUUUUUAAGGGAAAGUAUUUCUGUUGGGGAAAAUGUGGCAUAUGUUUUAUUCACGGUGUAUUCUUGACAACACUUGAGGCUCCACACUAGAGAAUUAGUAUGAUUAUGAAAAUCCUGUGAAAUUUUUCAUGCAAUGUUCAAAUCUUGGGUAAUGUCAACUAUUUAUGCUGGAGGACCUCUGUACAUGUGAAAAUGUAGAAAGCCUUUCAUGACAACGUUUACUUGUUCACCCUCAAAUGUUACAACAUGAAGAAAAGCGGGGAAAUCAGAAGAUCGUAUUGUGUAACACAUUGAGAAAGAAAUAAUCCAUUUGAAAGAAAACUUAUUAAGGUCUUUAAUACAAUUCUCACAAUAUCUUAUAAAACUGGUAACAUUCUGUAUAUUUAAUUCACAUGAGCUAAUUCAGAAAAAUUUUACUUAAAAGAGUAUCUGGCAAACUGAGCCACCCAGAAAGCAUAUUCUUUUUCCUAUAAGUAUGCUUACAGAUGUUAAGUGUGCUUCGAGUAUCCAGUAAUCAUAGUUCUUCUCAAUUGCUUGUUUCACAUUAUAGGAUAACAACUGAGUAUGAGUCUCUUGUGAUCUGAUCAGCCACUUCUUUCCUGUUGUCCUGUAACUAAUUCCAA
Molecule: messenger RNA, 2801 nt
Organism: Mus caroli (Ryukyu mouse)
Lineage: Eukaryota; Metazoa; Chordata; Mammalia; Rodentia; Muridae
Source: RefSeq, a predicted model, not a curated record